GUAUUAAAAGCAACCCUGUGUUUGGAUGAAUCCAAGGUGAAGUGUGUUUUGUUUGCGGGUGAAGCAUGUAUCAGAACGUGUAUCUUGGAGAGGACGGGUUCUGGGUGAAAAAUAAUUUGGUUUUGACAAUAAGCUAAGUUGUUCUUAAUAAAAGAGCAUUCAGAUGCAAUCUGUGUCUACCUCACCGUCAGGCGACCCUCGUCGUGGAUCCGGAGGUCAAAGGAGGAUGUUGAACAGCCUCAGGGUACUGGGUCCGGUAGGGAAGACCGAUGGUACCGACUUCUCCGGUCCUAGAGAUGCCGCAGGCACACAGGUGGAAUUGGUUUGCGUCUGCAGAUUCUUAAGGAAUCUCGUAGCACCAGCUUGUUCUGCAGGUGUCGUUUUGUUGUGUCGGAUAGGGCUGUAGGGAAGCCUCGAUGACGUCGACGGCUCGAUUCUAAAAAGUUGUCGACGUCAGAUCCGGUAGUUGACGCACCACGCCCACUUGUUGCAUCUCCAGGAGUUUGUGAAUAGAGGAGGAAUCUGCCUGUUUUUCCUCUAGCUCGCCCUCUUCUCCGCCUUCACUAACACCUGAGCCAAAUACCGAAGACCCGUAACAACGGCCGUCCGCUACUAGAUUCCUUUCCUGUUUUGCCCGCCUUCGUCUCCCGGCAACGGACAACAACUUCUGGGGUCAGAUGCGCUGCUUCGUCUCUACCGCAGAUGUAGGACAUCACCGGGAGCGUUUCUCCCUUCAUAAAGGAGCUUCUUUCAGACAUGAGGAGAGCUGUUUUGGUGGUAGCAGUCUCUCCUCCGUGCUGGUCUGUUUGCUGCUGGGUGUUUUUGGUUUAUUUAAACUUGGUAACUUGAACUUAAUGUUGGUAAAGCUACUGUUAGCAUUUUCGCUAACAGCUUCUUGCGUUUGGAUAAGCUGUUACGUUUUGGUUUAGAGUUCAUCUUUUUUGUGGUGCAGAUCUCCCUUUUAUUACAUUUAGAGUGUUGUGGGUUUUCGGUUUAGUUUAAAAUAUCACCUGAGUUUGGUUUAACCACCCAGUUUAGAGUUUGGACCUUUGGAGAUCCUUGUUUUGGUCCAGAACCCAGUAAUCUUUGCCCAGUGGGACAUCCCUACUUAUUUGUACUUUGUUUUAAUUCCCCACAGGCAGAAUUAGUUUUAUUAUUCCCAACCUGUGGAUGGAAAGGUUUAUGAUUUUUGUUGUUGUAAAUAAACCUGAUCAUCAUUUUAACUUUUAAAUCCCGUUAUUGUCCCUUCCUUUUUGCACACGAGCCAAACUCCCCAGGAAGGGUCGUAACACCACUCGCCUCACGCACAUAAGUGACCAAAACAAAGCAGCAUGGAGACACUCCGUCUUCUACCACCUCUCAGGCAGCAGCCUGCACUCCCAAGUUCUACAUGUCACUAGAACAUAACCAACCAACACAAUAAAAGCAGUGUUAUACAAAAUAGAAGGCCUGCAGUGUUUAUUUUCUUACAGAAACAAUUUAUCAAUUUUUUUGAGGAAUUUAUUUGAGAUUUUCUGGUUUUUGUUAAUUGUGCAAUAGAAAAAUAAUCAUUAGAUUAAUUUUCUAAAUAGUCAUUAGAAUAGUCGACUAUUCGAUAAAUUAAUCGUCAGAAUAAUCGUUUUAAAAAUAAUCGUUUGCCCCCAGCCCUAGUGUUGGAGCAAUUCUGCCAGCGUGACAGGAAUCGCUUGUUUGGUUAAAGAGCGUUGGGCGGCCAUCCCAACCUUCUCUAGAACUCACUCGCUCAUGACGAGAGUUCUGUUUUAAAAGAUGGCUGUCAUCAUUUCUAACGAAUCAACUCCUCAGCAUUAGCACUCACUCUGCUCUCAACAGCUGACAACUUUAUUCUCUGUAACACUCAUGGAAAAACUCCUGUUUCUUUCUGGAAGCUGAACUGCUGAGCGCUGCUGUUUCACUCCACAUGAGCCCUCACCAUCAGCCAAUCAGAUGAACGUAGCAACGAGUUAGUCUCCAGCUACAGCUGGCUGGAGCCAGUUCCCAGCUGCUCUGUGGUGGAUCUCAUGGGUCCAUCAGAAGUUUCUAAUCCAUCACUAUUGUUCUGAUUGUGUAUAAAGUAACUGUGUGGGAGAAGGUUAGCCUUGUAAAUCUGACUAAAUGAAUGACUCUGACGAUCUCCAGGAAGGUCAGCAUAGAAGCAAAGAUCAAACAGAUGGCCCACGGAUGAGCCUGGGCAACAAGAAGGGAGUCUGGGUAACAGGGAAGAAUGGGCCUCUGGUGGACAUGAGGAGCAGAGGACCAGGUCCAUCUAUUAUUCACCCUCAAGAGACUCCUUCACUUGUCUCUAUGGGUUCUCCAAGACCUCCAGAGAGGACUAAUGACUACAGGGUGGAUGAACAGGCUGGAGAGGAGGACUGCAGCAGGGAGGCAUCGUCUCAAAUCGGCGUCUAUCGCCAGACCAUAGAGGAGCUAAAGACCAUGCUGAGGGACAGUCCUCUGCCUAAACCCCAAACCAGUGACAGGGGAAAACCAGCAUGUCCCUACACGUAUCUCCACAGGACCAGCAGCCGCAGUGGAGGAGAACCCAAUGGACAGGAGGGCAGCGGACGCCCUCAGAGGACAUUCAGCACCUUCAAACCUCCAACGGACGGUUCCAGAGAAGGGGCAGGCUCCAGAGACAGCACAACUAUUCAAAUGCCUUUCUCCAUGGAUGCAUCCAGCUCAUUCGGCCAACCCAGCAGAACAAAUAGGCUGCCUGGAGUUGGGACGCGUGCUCAGUCACACAGCAGCUCUUGGGGAGAGCCCAGAGACUCCUACUCUGAUAACGGAAACAGAGCGACUGAGUUAUCUGGGAACCUGAAGUUUGUUGCUUCCAUGGAGCGGAUCAAGCAGCAGAUUGCUCAUGAAAACAUCACCUUUGUUCGCUUUGAGGCCACCGACCUUCACGGAGUGUCACGGUCCAAGACGGUGCCCGUCCGCUUCUUCCACGAGAAAGCGGUAUAUGGGGUACCGAUGCCCAGAAGUUACCUGGAGUUGACCCUAAGCCCCAAGAGCAAUGAGGUGGACCAUGCCAACACUGCAAACUUCAGCAGCGAUGUUCUUUUGAUUCCUGACCUUUCAACCUUCAGGGUCCUACCCUGGGCCGAGCAGACAGCGCGGGUUAUCUGUGACCCAUGCACCGUAACAGGGAGCCCUCUUCGCACCUCUCCUCGCCUCAUUGCCAAGCAGCUCCUUGGGCAGCUCCAGAGCCUGGGCUUCUCCCUGCACUCAUCCUUCACCUAUGAAUGCUGCGUCCUGGGAGCCCCUGACCGGAUCGGACCAAAGACACUCCUGUUCCCCGCCACCACCCUCCUCAGUAGCCACGACCUUCCUUUCUUCCAGCAGCUGGUGGACAACAUGUACUGCAUGGGUGCAGACAUCGACAGCAUCGCAUCAGCAAGUGGCCCAGGCCAGAUGGAGAUCAAUCUGAGGCCAGAUUUUGGGAUUGGAGCUGCUGAUAGUGCUUUUACCUUCCGUACUGGCAUCAAAGAAAUGGCUCGUAAGCACAGCUACAUCGCCAGCUUUUUCACUGACGAUGGCCUUUACAAUGCUGGGGUUCUCUCUCACAGCCUGUGGGACGCUAAUGGGCGGCGCAGCUUGUUUCACAGCGGCGAGAAGGCAGAAGAACUGUCUGAGAUCGGCCGGAGGUGGCUGGCCGGGCUUCUCACCCACUCCGCCGCCCUUAGCUGUCUCAUGUCACCAGGCCUCGGCUGCCGCAGCCACAUUGCCAAGAUGCUGAAAGACCCCAAACGGAUGCUGUACGCCACCUUCGGCAGCAAUGACAACAGCAGCUCUUUUAACAUCAAGUGUCACGGCGGGAGGGAGAUGCACAUCGACAACAAGCUUGGCUCAGCCAUGGCCAACCCCUACAUAGUGCUGGCUGCGACGGUAGCUGCAGGACUGGAUGGAAUCAGGAGGAACCUGAACAUGGAGAGUGUCGUGAACAAAGCACCGAGCCAGCAGAGAGAAUUCACCAUUCCCGUGAAGCUCGACGAGGCCCUGGAGGCGCUGGCUGAGGAUCAGGUCAUCGGCUGCGCUCUUGGGGAACCUUUUGUCCAGUAUUUUAUUGCCAUGAAAAAGUUUGAGAUUGAAACCCAGGAGCUGGACGAUGAAAGAAACAAGUGCCUGGAGUAUUUCAUCUGAACCUUUUCUGGGUUGACUUUAUUUUAUAGUGAAAAUGAACUUUCUCUGCUCAGCGUGGGUAUGAAACUUUUAUUUGGAGAGGAAAAAGUUAUUUUAUCAAGAUAAUUGUGAGAAAUUUGAAAAUAAACGCUUACGUAACCUUUAAA
This is a messenger RNA of Nothobranchius furzeri (turquoise killifish), 4283 nucleotides long. It is a transcript of the gene lgsn, whose product is annotated as lengsin, lens protein with glutamine synthetase domain. Gene Ontology annotation, molecular function: glutamine synthetase activity. Gene Ontology annotation, cellular component: cytoplasm; membrane. Lineage: Eukaryota; Metazoa; Chordata; Actinopteri; Cyprinodontiformes; Nothobranchiidae. The record is from RefSeq and is a predicted model, not a curated record. Gene Ontology annotation, biological process: lens morphogenesis in camera-type eye.